Molecule: messenger RNA, 1401 nt
Organism: Tarenaya hassleriana
Lineage: Eukaryota; Viridiplantae; Streptophyta; Magnoliopsida; Brassicales; Cleomaceae
Product: pentatricopeptide repeat-containing protein At2g03880, mitochondrial-like
Exons: 2
Coding region: 18-1379 (453 amino acids)
Biological process (GO): RNA modification
Molecular function (GO): RNA binding; protein binding
Source: RefSeq, a predicted model, not a curated record
AAAACGCUGUCCUUUAGAUGACGCGAACUAUUUUUCUGCGGUUUCUUUCGCCGAUUCCGAGAAGGCGUUGUUUCACGUCGAGAAUCUGGCCGGAGGAAGAUAACUACGUCACAAUUCUGCGGCGGUGCGCAGAGACAGGCGAUUUGUGCGGCGGACGAGUUCUUCACGCUCUUAUCAGGCAUGGCAAGCUGGAGGAGGGUCUUGAGGUUUUUGAGCAAUGUCCUGGUAAAGACAUAGUGACAUGGAAUGCAGUGAUGGCUGGCUAUAUGCAGCAUUCUGUAGAAGAGGUUCCAUGGUUUUGGUACCGGAUGACGUGUGAAGAGAGUAAUGUCAAGCCAGAUAACUUCACAUUUGCCAGUGUUCUUACAGGGUUAGCAGCCCUUUCUGAUCUACAAAUGGGGCUACAAGUACAUGCCCAGCUUGUUAAGCUAGGUCAUGGGUCUGAAAUCUCUGUUGGAAAUGCUUUGACUGAUAUGUACAUAAAGAAUCAAAGACCGAUCGAUGGGUUUAGAGCUUUUGAGGAGAUGCCUGAAAGAAAUGUUUGCUCGUGGACUCAGAUUGCUGCCGGGUGUCUGCAAUGCGAGGAACCUGGCAAGGCGCUUGAAGUUAUUUCGGAAAUGAAGCAGGCGGGUGUAAGGCUUAACAGGUUCACUCUGGCUACCGCUCUAAAUGCCUGUGCAAGUUUAGCCUCUUUAGAGGAGGGGAGGAAAUUUCAUGGACUAAGGAUAAAACUAGGGAACAAUGAGGUUGAUGUCUGUGUGGACAAUGCAUUGCUGGAUAUGUACGCAAAAUCUGGGUGCAUGGAAGGUGCAUGGACCAUUUUCAGAUCUAUGGAAGAUCACAACACAAUUUCAUGGACCACGAUGAUAAUGGGUUGUGCUCAGAAUGGCCAGGCUAGAGAGGGGCUUGAGAUCUUUGAGGAGAUGAAGCAGAGGGGUACGCAGCCAAAUUACGUAACCUUUAUCUGUGUUCUUUAUGCUUGUUGCCAGGGAGGGUUUACAGAAGAGGGCUGGGAAUAUUUCGCUUCCAUGACCAAGCAUGGUGUUACUCCUGGAGAUGAUCAUUAUGUAUGCAUGGUGAAUUUGUUCGGGCGAGCUGGUAAGAUAAAGGAAGCCGAGGAACUGAUUUUGGGAAUGCCAUUUCAGGCAAGUGGGAUGGUGUGGCAAGCUCUGCUCGGUGCCUGUCUCGUUCAUGGAGAUCUGGAGACAGGAAGGAGAGCGGCAAGUAAAGCCAUGACUUUGGAGAAAAGGGACUCUUCAAGUUAUGUGCUCUUGUCAAACAUGUUUGCCAGCAUGUGCAGUUGGGAUAAUGUGGGGACUUUGAGAGAUUUGAUGGAGACAACCAAUGUCAAGAAAGUGCCUGGAACCAGUUGGGUUUGAUGGUUCUUGCAUGUAUGAUAGU